AUGUCUGCACCUGCUCUUAUAGCUUUUUAUUAUGUCACUGCGAUUGAAAGUUGGACGUACAUUAAUAUAAUAGAAUAUUACCAUGCAAAAAUUGAACAAAAGGAUUUAAAACAAAUACUAGAUUGUGUGAAAUCCUUGAUGACUGGAAGUAACAAUGAUUUUGAUAUUGCUAUUGAACUAUUUUAUUUUGGUGCAGCACCAUCAAUUGUUGACAUUGCAGGUCCACUAGAUGACAAUAUUCUUUGUUAUUAUUGUGAUGCUGAUCAAACAUUCAAUUCAUUUAACUUUUAUAAUUAA
Messenger RNA from Entrophospora sp. SA101, 297 nucleotides. NCBI's taxonomy places the organism in Eukaryota, Fungi, Glomeromycota, Glomeromycetes, Entrophosporales, Entrophosporaceae. The record is from the annotation of a GenBank genome assembly.